Messenger RNA from Chilo suppressalis (striped riceborer), 697 nucleotides. The record is from the annotation of a GenBank genome assembly. NCBI's taxonomy places the organism in Eukaryota, Metazoa, Arthropoda, Insecta, Lepidoptera, Crambidae.
UCAUGCCAGAAUCGACACCACUGUCAACCUACGCACAAGAGAAAAUGAAUUCGGCACGCAUAACCGCGUUUGUUUUGGUUAAGACGCGACUCACUGAGCAAGUAAUCUAUACACGUCUUUUAGGCGCUAUUAUUCUAAGCCGCAACUGUUAUUGAGGGGAUAAGCCGUCUCCCCGAUCUACCCUCACCCAUCAGACACCAUGACCACGAGGUCUUGGUGGAGGCAUGGUGAGAGUUACCGUAUGUCAAGGCUGAGGACAAAGAAUUCUCCAUUGUACAUCGGUGGUAUAGGCAAUGAUACCAAUACAGACAACGAACUGUCGCGUCAAUGGCUCGUCCACACUGCCUUAGAUGCACUGGAGGAGCGACUGGCAUCGAAUAACUCUAAUACCACAGGAGCUAAUACGAAUAAUACUCGCACAGACUUGCGUGACUUGUACUUGGGGCUGCUUUAUUCAACUGAUACACAUAAAAUCUACGGCUAUGUGACAAACACCCGCAUCAAGCUUGUGUUGGUGACGAGUUCUACCUCACCUAGCGGCAGCAACAUACGCGAUGCUGAAGUCAGGACUGCGUUGCGUCGCUUGCACGCGCUGUAUGCUGACGCAAUCUGCAACCCAUUCCAUUUACCUGGCGAUCAAAUAACCUCGUUGAAAUUCGAUAAACAAGUGAAGAACUUAAUGCUGAACAAUGUUUAA